UUCGGUAGACAGAAGCAUUAACAACAUUUUGCUGUUCGAAGCAUGGAAACGACAACUUUGAUUUUCUUCACUGUGUUAAUAGCACUUGUAUCACUUUUCAUAUCAUGGAAGAAAAGGGGACAACACCCUUUACCUGGGCCUACGGGAUUGCCGCUUAUAGGCUAUAUCCCAUUUAUGACGAAAAAGCCCUAUAUUAAAUUACAACAACUUGGGAAAAUCUACGGGCCUGUUUACAGAAUACAAUUAGGUAGUCAAAAUGUGGUGGUGCUUUGCGAUUUUCAGUCAAUGAAAGAUGCUUUUGCAAGCGACGCUUUCAUGGGAAGACCUGCUGACCUCCCUUUCGAACUCAGCGAAGAAACCAUACGUACCGGAGCAUUCUUGGACCUUCCAUGGAAAGAACAAAGGAGAUUCUCCUUGCACAUGCUUCGUGAUCUUGGGUUCGGUAAAACGCGCAUGGAAGAACACAUAAAAGAGGAGAUUUUGGAACUGCUUCAGCGCAUAGAAGACUACCACGAAUCUCCUGUUAAAAUUGGUGAAUUGUUAACCCCAAGUAUGUCAAAUAACAUUGCGUCACUCGUAUUUGGUAAGAGACUCAAACCCGAUGAUCCUAAGAGGAAAAAACUGGAUAAGUUGGUGAACGAAGUUGGUCGACUUGCUGGUACGCUUUCCUGGCAGAUCUUUUUUCCUUGGAUCAGAGCUUUCAUGUCAUUCUUUAAUCUCGGCAACAAAGGAAAACUAUCAAGAGCGCUAUCGGAAAUGAAGAGAUAUUGUAGGGAAGAAAUUGAGAAACAUGAACAGACAUUGGAUCCAACUAAUUUACGAGAUUUUAUGGACGGUUAUUUACUAGAGAUUAAAAAAAGAGCUGAUGACCCUGACACUUCAUUCACAAAAGCGGUUCUUGCUGAUUUGUCAAGAGCAUUCUUCGGUGCCGGAAGCGAGACAGUUCGUGUGUCAGUGGAAUGGAUUCUGCUUUUAUGUGUUGCUUUUCCAGAAGUGCAGAUAAAAAUCCAACAAGAAAUCGACGAUGUCGUCGGACGAGAACGAUUUCCAACUAGAGCAGACAAUCUGGAGAUGCCUUUCACAGAGGCUGUUAUUCUGGAGAUGAAUAGAUGGAAAACAAUUGUGCCUCUGAACCUAAUGAGAUACACAUUGAAGGAUACUGAGUUGAACGGUUAUUUCAUCCCAAAACAUUCCCGAGUUCUUGCAGUCACAUAUGCAGUUCAUCAUGAUAAGAAACUCUGGGGAAACGAUACUGCCGUCUUCCGACCUGAAAGAUUUUUGAGUGAAGAUGGAACAAAAGUUGUUAAACCUGAAUACUACAUUCCUUUUUCUAUUGGAAAACGAUCCUGUCCUGGAAAAUCACUCGCAGAAGUGGAAGUAUUCUUAUACGUAACAGCAAUACUACAAAAAUUCGAUGUUUUCAUGCCACCAGGAAAAGUACCGGAUCUUGAAGGUGUUCUCGGAAUAACAUUGCAACCUAAAAGACAGGAAUUAAUUUUCAAAUUAAGGCAGUAAAGGAAUCUAUAUUUUAAAUGUUUUUGGCUUAGCCUCUCAAUUUGAUCAAACAGUGUACAAACAAUGAAGAUGUAGACUUUCGUGGAACAGAUAACUUUGAUCGCCAUGACAGUAAAUUUACUGAGUUUUUAGCAUAAUUUAUUGAUAUAGGCGAAGAAUUAGUUAGCAAAAUAAAAUUUUUAAUUUUGC
Molecule: messenger RNA, 1704 nt
Organism: Stegodyphus dumicola
Lineage: Eukaryota; Metazoa; Arthropoda; Arachnida; Araneae; Eresidae
Product: cytochrome P450 18a1-like
Biological process (GO): xenobiotic metabolic process
Cellular component (GO): intracellular membrane-bounded organelle; cytoplasm
Molecular function (GO): heme binding; iron ion binding; oxidoreductase activity, acting on paired donors, with incorporation or reduction of molecular oxygen, reduced flavin or flavoprotein as one donor, and incorporation of one atom of oxygen
Source: RefSeq, a predicted model, not a curated record